Carcharodon carcharias (great white shark) is the source of this 1748-nucleotide messenger RNA. RefSeq names its product regulator of G-protein signaling 4-like. NCBI's taxonomy places the organism in Eukaryota, Metazoa, Chordata, Chondrichthyes, Lamniformes, Lamnidae. Bases 215 to 748 code for a protein of 177 amino acids. The record is from RefSeq and is a predicted model, not a curated record. The transcript is spliced from 5 exons.
CUGAGCAAGCUGCAAUAUCUGGGAGCUGCUGAUUGGACUGUGCUAGCUCAGUCCCCCCACGACUUUAAGGACGUUUAUUUAAACUGUGCAGGAAGUUGCUGAGAGGAGAAUAAGAGGGGGCCAGCCAAAGGGAGAGGAAUUGAGAGGGAGCAGCAGCAACAAGAACAAGAACCUAAAGCAAGGCUUUGGGAUUUGAUCGAGUAACAGAUUGGAGAUGUGCAAAGGGCUUGCUACACUGCCAGCCUCAUGUUUGGAAAGAGCAAAAGAGGUUGGCACUCGACUGAGUAUCCUGCUGCUGAAAUCAGAGUCCAGUGUAUCCAGGAGCGAGAGGAAAACCAGGAUCCCAGGUAGAAGCCACGCAGACGAAGCUCCUAAAUGGGGAGGAUCGCUGGACACCCUGCUGGAACACAAACGCGGUGUGGCUGCGUUCCGCUCCUUCCUCCGCUCCGAGUUCAGCGAGGAGAACAUCGACUUCUGGCUAGCCUGUGAGGAAUACAAGAACACAAAGACCAGCUCCAAGCUCACACUCAAGGCCCAGAAGAUUUACGAUGAGUUCGUCAGGGUCCAGGCCCCAAAAGAGGUGAAUCUCGACUCGCACAGCAGAGAGAGUGUCCACACGAACAUGACCAACCCGAGCCUCUCCUGCUUCGACCCGGCCCAGAAGAGGAUCUAUGGCAUCAUGGAGAAAGACUCCUUCCCUCGUUUCCUGAAAUCUCAGUUCUAUCUCGGCUUGUUCAAGCAGGCUUAGAGGGAGAAAGAUGUAUGCCUGAGAAAGGAAGAGGAAUCACAGAGAGGUCUGGAGACUGUUGCUUAGUAAAUCAUCAAGCCAACCUCUGGAUACCUGGGUCCGGAACUUUUAUUCCUCAGGCUUUUGCCUUCAGCUGGUUAACUGACUGAGAAAGCCAUCUUGGUCAAACUCAUUUUUAUCGAAUUUUAGUGAGCAGUGAAGAUUCCAGCUGUGAUAAUGAGACAUGUCCUGCAGAUAUAGUCCAGCAACAGUCACAGCCUUCAGGGUAGAUAGGGUAAUAAUCUGGUGACAGUGUGGGGGGAUAAUAGCUAUCAAACACCCAUGGGCCUUGGGUGGGGAACCUCUUAUAUUUGCUGCCCUCCAGCCUGUUCCUUGGGCUGGAGACAUGUUUCUCUAAACAACGUAAAGGUCAGACCCAUGGCAGAGGUACUUCCAUUGUCAAGACUCACAGGAGGAGGAGUUGGCCAUUCAGCUCCUCAAGGUUGUUUCAUAGUCAACAUUGAGAGGUUAAAUCAAUCCUUCCCAAAUUUUACUCUGGUGUGACCACAUUUUAAUGCUUAUGCCUUCAUGUUAAGGUGUGGGCUGUUCCCUUGUGGACCUCAGGGAUGCUAGAGUCUGGGUGCCAACUGUCAGUGACACUGGAGCAGGCCAAGGGGGUGAGCCCUGGCAGCUUGGACUGAGUGCCUUGCAGCUCGAGGGCCACGACUUGGAUGUGCCCUGCAAGGUGUUCUCCAGAGUGAAAAUUGAGAUCGGGCUGGGUGGAGGGAGAAUCAGAGAGCUCUUGAGAGCUGUUGAUUGUGGGGAGGUUAGCUGUUGAGCGGGGUGAGGGCAGAGAGUAAGUUGUUGAGCGGGGAGUGGGUUAAAACUGCUGGGUUUACCCUGAAAAAAGCAAAGUCCCACCUUUUUACAGGCAGUGAUUGUGCAAUCAGGCCUCAGAGAACAGGCGAUUAACAAAUCCCACCAACACAAAAAUAAACAAACAUUUAAAAUCUCAGUCCAA